This is a messenger RNA of Cottoperca gobio, 2276 nucleotides long. Its product is annotated as transmembrane protein 150A. The transcript is spliced from 8 exons. Gene Ontology annotation, cellular component: plasma membrane. The coding region runs from base 281 to 1027 and encodes 248 amino acids. NCBI's taxonomy places the organism in Eukaryota, Metazoa, Chordata, Actinopteri, Perciformes, Bovichtidae. The record is from RefSeq and is a predicted model, not a curated record. Gene Ontology annotation, biological process: protein localization to plasma membrane.
ACAGGUUUACCAGGGAGAAACUUCAAGCUUCUGGGGUUUGGAGUAUCUUGAGUCUGGAUGGACAGGUGUCUUACUGAAAGAUGUCAUAACAAGUGUUAUGGUUCUUUUUGUUUGAUCUACAUUAAGCCAUGUGUUAGAAACAAGAUGACAGACAUACCAAUCUUGCUCUUUAGACAUGAGGCUGACUCCACGAAGAACCCCUGAAGAGGUCUACCAUUGAAUGUUUUGAAGAUUCCAGGACCUAUUUUAAAUUGUUACUUGCCUUCUUCACCACCAAGACAUGGUGCUCUGGAUUAUCUUCCCCAUAUCCCUCUCCCUGGUGUCCUUCAUCGGAACAUGGACUGUAUAUGGCCUUGCCUUCGCUAACAAUCAUGUGUGCUCUCUCAGUGACUGGGGGCGUGACAACUACUGCAAAGGGAAUCACUCCACUGAAUGUUGCCUUGUUCCCACUAUAAGCUCAAGUGGAACUAGCGCACCAGAAAAUUCCCUUUUCACAGCCACGAUCAACGCAGGAUCCUUUCUGUUCCUGCUGUUCUGUAUCUUCCACCAUGCCCACAUAAUGGAGAGAUACAAAUGUCAUUCCAUGCUGAGCAAGUUUGCGCUGGUCUUUGGCGUAGUGGCAGCUCUGGGGGCAUUCGCUGCUGGAAACUGUAAUCCUGGUUACCUGGCACUCCUUCACUACUUCGGAGCUGCCGUCAGUUUCAUGUGCAUCUGCUUCUACACUGUCUUGCUCACUGCGCUGACCGGGAAGUGUGCCCUGACAGGAUAUGAGAAGUUUCUCUAUCCCUUCCGCAUCACCUCCACUGUGGUUCAAACCAUUGUCACCGUCUGCUAUACUAUUUUGUUUGCCCAGGACGAGUACUUUUACGUUCACUUGUCGGCUAUAUUUGAAUGGAUACUCAGCAUCAACCUGGAGCUGUUUGAGUUCAGCUUCGUCGUGGAGUUUUGCUUCUUUUCGUCCUUCAUGCUCUCAAAUCUUUUGAGCAAACGAGAAGAAGAAAAGCCUUUGAUGAUGACGAUGUCCUGAUACAAGUCCGCCAGGGUCCAGCUGGAGCACAUAAGCAGUGAGAAUGGACUGAGUAAGACAUCUGUAAAGAGAUCAGCGGCUGGAUCGUGGCUGGGAGACCCAUAAUUAACUUCAUCACUCUGCUGGGAUGGAUUUAUAGCUAUUUAUGGACCAAGAUAUCUUUUAUAUCACUCUCUUGAUACUGUUGUGUAAAAUUGUUAGGACUUUCUUGACAGGGCAUUUGUUUCUUCUUGUUCCUUAUUUAUUGAAACAAACUUGAAAAGCAAAUGAACAAAACAUAUCAGUUGUGCUUUUGUGCAAAUCAUGUUGCUAUGCCAACAGAACAAUUAACCUCAUUCUCUAAUAAUCCUUAUUUAUGUUGAUCAAUUGUUUUGUGCAAUUACUUUUUACCAGAUGUUAAUAUAAUAAAGAACAAUUCCUCCUUAGUUACACUGAGGACCACAUCUCACGUCACUGUUAGCUUCACAUCAGGGUUGUUGUAUCUGGCUUUGACACUAUUAAAGUCAUGACCACUGUUCACACUUAGAUGUGUCAUUCUGUGGUUCUACUCUGAAGCUAUCUGAAGGGUGGAGGCAUUGCUGUUGAGGUAUUUUAAGUCCCUAUGGCGUCACAAAAUCCUGUUUGACUGGAUGACUAACGCCGAGACAGCAGGAAAAAAAGGGAAUUCACUCAGAGCGUGUUAAAAACAAGAUGCCAACACCUGAACAGGUUACUGAUCCAGAAGCAUUGAUACCGUGCUGGUUAUGUAUGGGAUAGUGGGUGUGUCCUGUCCAUUAGAACAUUGUUUUAGGUGUGGUCUGCUGAAUACAUUUCAGUGUGAGCCAGAGAACAGAACGAGAGUGAUAACUUCUGAAUGUAAUUCACCUUUAAAGCAUCUUAAGAGCCCAUGAAUAUGUAUGCGUUUCUCUAGUGAUGGGGCUCCUACAUGAAGGAUUAAGCUUUAUUUCAUGUCCAUAAAGCGAGACAACGUGCUUCUGGUUUUAAUGCAAAGCACUUAACCUUUACUUGAAAGAAGGUAAUAUACAUCCUGGAAUUACAGAUAAUAAAAGAUACAUUAUGAGCAAAAUCAUUUCACAAUGAAUAUCAUCUUUCCUUUGCAUCAACCAAGGGAGGAGUGUGACAUUAUCUACAGUUUGUUAGGAAGAAAACAGUGAAAAGCACACCUAAUUCUGUCAGCAUCUUUACUUUAUGGUACACUGUAAAAAAAAUGUCAUCUAUAUGCAGUAAUCCACAUUAUUGACCGUAAUAA